GAUUCCUGUAUUAUUUCUGCCAAACAUGCCAACAUUAAUUAUGAUAAUUCAUCUUUCUGAUAUGAAAAGUUUAACCGACAUAUGUCACCCAUAUAUUAUCGGGCUGCUGUAGAUAUGUAUGUAAAGAUUGUAAACCGCGUGUGACUCGCGGUUCUGAAUGACAAGGCAGUAGUAGCUGUUAGUGUUACCCAGAUAUAGCGAAUAAGAAGGUAGGCUUGGGGCCAUUCACACCGAAAUCGUUUGCGUCCGUUCGCGCUGUUUUUCAAUAGUUUGUCUUAUGUAAACUUGCACGAGACGGACAUCUUUGAUCUUUGGCCUUUGCGCCGCGUUUUUUAGACGCAGUGUCAAGUCAACUGUUAAAACGCGUCUCGAGAGACGUGCGUUCGGGACAUUGCGUUUAGCAAGGACGUGUUCGGUGUGAACGGACCCUCUUAUACAGCAGCCGGUGAUUUCUCGCAAGGCGAGGAGAAGAUGCCUCAACCCAAGGUGAAGUUGGUGGUGACAGGAGAUGAUUUUGGGUACUGUGAGAGAAGGAAUCAAGGCAUUGUGGAUUGUUUCAAAGCUGGUGGGAUCUCCAAUGUGUCUCUAUUGGUGAAUGCAGUCUCAGCAAAACAUGCGUCAGACCUGGCCAAAAGGUAUCACAUCCCUAUUGGACUCCAUGCCAAUCUUUCAGAGGGUCUUCCAGUGUCUCGGGAACUGAAGGGCUCAACGCUACUCAACAAGGAUGGUUUCUUCCAUGGCAAGAUGGGCUUCCGGGACGUUUUGCAGAGUGGUCAGCUCAAGAUGUCAGAGGUGGAGGUGGAGCUCAGGGCCCAGGUAAACCAUUUCUUUGAACUGGUGGGCCACAUGCCCGAUCAUAUGGAUGGUCACCAGCAUGUACACGUGCUACCAGAGGUGCGAGAGGUGUUUGCCCGAGUUCUCUCUGAUUUUGGGAUCACCUACACACGAGUCCCUGUGGAACCUGGCCUGAAAUUUUGCACCUUCCUCCCGUCCCAUCUUCGAGACUUCUACACACAGGUUGAAAAAGAUGCCCUUGAGUCUGUCGAGGUCUUUCAUCGCCAUGACAUUAGAUGGCCUGACAUAUACCUGGGCCUAAGUACCAUGGGUAAGUACAUGUCUAUAUCCAACCUGAAACGAGCUUUGGUCUUCACGCGUGAGGCAAGAGUAUCAUCACUGGAUGACAGUGUGAAUUCUCCACUGAUACGGACACAGACCGAUGAAACCACAACUGAUUCCUAUCGACCAGUCACAGCAGAGCUUAUGGUUCAUCCCGGAUAUCCAAGUCACCCUCACCAGGGUGGAUGUGGAGAUGGACCCGAUGAUUUCUCACAGUCUACAGACCGACUUCAUGAGCUGAAUACUUUGAGGGAUCCAUUGGUGCUUAGCUACUACAGGCAACAGAGGAUCCACCUCUGUGCCUUUAAGGACAUUUAAACACUCAGGGAUGCAGAGCAGUGUAUUUUGGGACACUGCAACGCAUAGAAUGUCUGUCUGCUUUAGGAAAUAAUAUCUUGACCCAGACCUCACUAAAAUAAGUUGUUAGAGGGUGAAUGCUUAGUUGGGAAUAUGGCAGCAUAUGGGUAUGGAUCAUAAAGUUUAUUUGUGCUGCUUUCAAAGUCCAGACCAAACCAUUUAAAGCCACUUUCCUCUAAAGGAGAGCUAAAACAAGUCUUUUAUAAGUAUGUCCUACAAUUUCUCCUUUGAGACUAUCCAUUUAAAAUUCCAAAAAUUAUAUAUAUUUCUUAAUAUUUAAAAAAAUAUUUUUAAAUAUUUCUAUUUUUUUUUUAAGCUCACCCCAAGAUGAAAAGUAUGUCAUCAUUUACUCACCCUCGUGUUGUUCCAAACCGUUAUGCCUAACUUUCUUCCAUGGAACACAAAAGGAGAACCACAUUCACUUUUAUUGAAUGGAAACAAUCAACAUUCUUAUCAAUGUUCCAUUAAGAAAGCCAGCAAUACUAGUUUAAAAUGACAUGUUGGUAAGUAAAUGAAAACAAAAUGUUAACCAUUUAAGAUGGAUAGCUGAUCCAAGUCCAGUCCAUACCAGAAGAACCCUGCCUACAUUUUCACAGUGACAGAUGUUACAGUAACUACAGUCAGAGGAAUGUCCUUGUAAUUGAAAUGUGCAAUCAGAAAAAUGUCUGCCUCAUUAGAGCACCAAGUGCUCUCAAAUCCAUAUAAUGAAAUUGCAAAUAAUUAUGCAAUCUGACUGCCAUAUUUAUGACUGUAAUGUACUACAUGUAGAUUUUACCUCUCCAUUAAAUGUAGAUGUAGCAGUUACUUUAUAUAUUUUAAAAUACAUUGUAUUUUUGGGGUACAGUGUUUGUAACAAAUGUAUUUGAUAUUUUUAUUGUAAACUUGAAUUAAAAGCACAAUUUUA
This is a messenger RNA of Myxocyprinus asiaticus (Chinese sucker), 2377 nucleotides long. It is a transcript of the gene ydjc, whose product is annotated as YdjC chitooligosaccharide deacetylase homolog. Gene Ontology annotation, biological process: carbohydrate metabolic process. The record is from RefSeq and is a predicted model, not a curated record. NCBI's taxonomy places the organism in Eukaryota, Metazoa, Chordata, Actinopteri, Cypriniformes, Catostomidae. Bases 472 to 1434 code for a protein of 320 amino acids. Gene Ontology annotation, molecular function: deacetylase activity. The transcript has 6 exons.